GGAAGUUAGUUCUUUCUAUGUAACAUUUCAGCACCUCUGAAAAAGAACGUGGUUUCCUUAGAUUGGUCUUACAGACAUCCUGCAAUUUGCUCCCUAUAUUUUUUUUCAUUUUUUAAAAAAUAUAACAUAAGUGCUUGACCUGCAAACUGCAAAGAUGUCCAAGGUAGCAAAAUACAGAAGGCAAGUCAGUGAGGAUCCAGAUAUUGACAGUUUAUUAUCCACUUUGUCUGCAGAGGAGAUGGAAGAGCUGGAAAAAGAACUGGAUGCAUCUGAUUCAGACGGAAGCAUUCCUGUGGGGCUCCGGCAAAAAGACCUAACUGAAAAGCAUCCAAGUGGCAAGUACAACCGAGAGGCAAUGCUGGACUAUUGUGAGAAAGAGACCAGGAAACUUAUUCAGAGGGAGCAGUCACUGGAUGAAGAGAAGGCAAUAGAGAAGAAAAAAGAGAAAAAGUUUCUUGAAGAAAAACAGAAGGAAACUCAUAGUAGAGAUCUGAAAAAACCCAGAGCUUCUGAUUUAGGAAAGGAAGAUAAAAAGGAAGAAAGUGGCGGGAAAGCAAAUCAGAAAGGGAAAGAUGAGCCAGAUAGCAUUAAGAAAACUGGGCAAAUCAAAGAGGACAAGACUUCCAAGAAUGAAAGGAUGGUCUCAAGGGAGAAAGACAAAGCUUCAACAGUCGAUAAAAAAACAACAGCUAAAGUGAGAGAGGAAGAAAAGAAUAAACCAAAGGACAAGGGAAAAGAAGAGAAGGAAGCUGAAUUGAAAGGCAGGUUUGAGAAGGAUAGAAAGAGUGGAGACAAAAAAGACUCUGAAAAAACAGAGGAGAAAAGUCCUGCAUUAAAGCAAGGUUUGGACAGAAAGAGAGAAGAUAAAAAAGAACUAGGAAAAAAAGAAGAAAAAGGUUCAGCUCUAAAGCAAGGUUCUAAAGAUGGCAGUGGGGAGAAAUCAUCAAGAGACAGCAGGGAGGCUUCAGAGGGGAAAGCCUCAGUGUCAGAGGAAGAGAAGACAAUAAAGGAGACUGCAGACAGCAGCCCUUCAAAAGCUGUAAACAAUUCUUCUAACCAGAACAAGGAAGAUGAGGCCACCAGCAUCUUUGAUGAACCAUUAGAAAAAGUGAAGAACAAUGACCCAGAGAUGGUAGAAGUUAAUGUCAAUAACUCUGACUGCAUCACCAAUGAGAUCCUGGUGCGCUUUGCUGAAGCCUUGGAGUUCAAUACUGUGGUCAAGGUCUUUGCGCUGGCCAAUACACGUGCUGAUGAUCAUGUUGCUUUUGCCAUUGCCAUCAUGCUGAAGGCAAACAAGACACUGACCAGCAUAAAUCUAGAUUCUAAUCACAUCACAGGCAAAGGAAUCCUGGCCAUCUUCCGUGCACUCUUGCAGAACAACACCUUGACAGAGCUGCGCUUUCACAACCAGCGACAUAUCUGUGGAGGGAAGACUGAGAUGGAGAUAGCCAAGUUGCUGAAGGAGAACACCACCCUGCUGAAACUGGGUUACCACUUUGAGUUAGCUGGGCCCCGCAUGACUGUCACUAACCUACUGAGCAGGAACAUGGACAAACAGAGACAGAAACGCCUGCAGGAGCAGAAACAGGCUCAAGGAAAGGGAGAGAAGAAAGACUUGCUUGAGGUGCCCAAGCCAGGAGGCCUACCAGCUGGCUCACCUAAGGUUUCUCCAAAACCUUCCCCAAAAACCUCCCCUUGGUCUUCCCCUAAAGCUUCCCCUAAAGCUCCUCCUAAGAAAGAUGGCACCUCAAAUGUGCCUCCUCCACCCCCGCCUCCUUUGGCCCCUCCUUUGGCCCCUCCUCUGAUCAAUGAAAACCUACGGUUGUCCCUCUCCCCAGCCACUCAGAGGAAGAUGGUGGAGAAGGCUCUUCCUCCCCAAGAAAAGAACUCCAGAGAUCAGCUUCUGGCUGCUAUUCGCUCCAGUAACCUCAAACAGCUGAAGAAGGUGGAAGUUCCCAAGUUACUGCAAUAGGAAAAGGAAUUUAGAUUCUUGGAAGGAUGAAACUACCAAAGCUGAAUCACUGUGUUUGUCUCUUGGGUGACUGUUUACAUGAGAAGGACUUGGUGGAAGCAGCAGCCUACCCUGCACUAGUCCCAGAUGAGCUAUUGGGACUGAAAUGGAUGGAUGGAUUUGAUGAGCUGUCGAGGAGGUGGUGGGUCAGGAAGAAGUAAUAUUUAUUUUAAAUGAAACUUUUGGUUCAUGGAGAGAGCUCUAAAUGUUGUGUACCCGGACUCUUUGUCCUAUUUUCCUUGCAGGAGUUUAGAAAGCAAAAUGACAGAUAAUGAUUUAGUCUUGAAGAAGUCUGUAUUAGGGGCAUCCCUGCUUAUCUUACCAGGCACCAGGUAGCACCAUUGCAGUUACUUGUCGCUAGAAAUAUUCGCAACAACAAAUGCUCACCAGAACAGCAGCACGACUGAAAACUGAUGAAGCCCUUCUUCAGCACAAGAUGACCUCAACAGAAGCACCACUUCAUUCUUGCCAUUUGCUACUAGAUCUGACUGACAGCACCACCAUCAUUCACUGUGCCUGGGAUAGAAUAAAUUUGGAGGAUGGGGGAGAAGUCACUGGGCCAAUGCCAAUUUUCCAAUGUGUCUGUGAUCUCAAGGAUCCCAUUCCUCUGAUAGUGCAAACACACAUACCUCAUACAGGCUUGAGUUUCUCAGAAGAAAUGGAGACAGCAUUGUGUGUAUCUGUGGUGGGUGGGUGGAGGGCUCCUUGUGGUCCCAUGAACCUGUUAGUAAGUCUGUGGGUGGGUAAUGGAACUGAAUGGAACACAGAUUAUAUUGUUGAUGGUAGGAGCUCCAUAGAGCUUGUGCCUCUGAUCAAAUGAGCAGCACCUUUAAGACUAGUUUUGGAGCCCCUAAUGUCAGAAGCCUGAUGAGAGGGAAGUGAGUGAGACGUGGAUAGGGAAAGGAAAAUGGCAAGCAGCAACAAUUCAGCCUCAAUUCUUCCUCAUGCCUCAGAUUGCUACUUUCCAAGCAACAGAAGAAUGGAACCCAUUGAUCACAGUGGCUGCUGACUGCGGGACUUUUCACAGUCCCUACAUAGCUGCCUGUUACAUGAAUAUGUAACAGUCACAAGUGCAUAACUCCAAGUUACGCAUUCCUAAUCAUGAUACAGGAUUCUGGCCUCAGUUCUGACAUUUGGGCUCCUAUAGCUAAGGCAACAAUAUCCUAAUAGUCAAGAUAAAAUUGACAAGGCAGUCAUUUGCUUAUAGACACAACAUAAGGCUUGUUUUGGGACCAGAAAGUUUCUGUUUCAGUCUCAAAAAAGUAAGUUGAUUUAAAGGCCCAAGACAUUUGAGACCAAUAGGUGAGUGUCUUCUAAACCAUGGUUGAAUUUUUGAAUACUUACCUUUUAGGACUGGAACUUCCGGAAUUGAAUUCUGAUAGCAGUAGUCCAAAAUAAUAAUUUGUACAAGCUCGGGUUGUUACAGCCCAUGGCAUGUGGGCAAUGAACAUGAUAUAUCUGUCUACCAACCUGUGUGCCAGCUUCACCUCUUUAUCAUUCCUCUUUCCAAAUAAGUGAAGAGCAAUUCAUACAUUACCUUUGUAGCAUUGUGGCUCCUCUCUGUCCGGCUCCCAUGCUGUAUUUGGCAAUGCAUGAAUACGCUGUAUCACAUGGAUAAGCUGGAUCACAAGAGUAUUUCUUACACUGGAAAAUCUGGUGAUGGAACACUACUAUUGGAAGUGCCCACAUAAUUCAAAGUGUCCAUGUGUUACAGGAGAAUAUCAACAUCUUGUUGACUGAGCUUUUUGAGUCAACUAUAGAGGAGCAGUUUUGAAAUCACAAAUAGGCCUCAAGGGGAAUGCAUGAAGUUGGGCUGAAAGUAGAAGAGUGACUAUUUUCAGUCUCAAUGCAAGGGAAAAGAGGCUGUUUUCUUUCAAGUUCAGUUCCAUCUGCAAAUCAGUGCAUCUACCCAGGUAUGGCCUCUUCAUGUAGUGCCCUGCAUGAAAAUCAAAAUGUCGUGCUUAAGUUGGUGGCUUGGGCUAUAAAAAGUAUAUAUACAUAUCUACGUAUUCCUGUGCCUAUAAGAGUUUAAUAUAUAGAUGGAUAGAAAUAUCUAAUAUAACUCUCAAUGGAGGAAGGUUUAUUUUUUUAUGAAAGCUGCCCAAGCAUGCCUGCACUGAAAUAAUGCCAAGUGGUGCAGCUGCGAGAGGCUGAAAAGAUUCACUUUCUAGUCCGUUUAUCUCAGCUAUCAAACCAGGAGAUGGACUCCAGAGAUCCUCUGCAACAUGAUAGAAAAUAGCAAGAAUCCAUGCCUUAGGAACUGAUAGGUACCAUCUUCUCCCAGGUCACCCACAUCAACGUCCAUCCUUCCAUAAAAAACAAACAGGACAGCAGAGCAUUGUGGAGAUCCUUGUCAUGCUCAAUCCUUCGUAUUUUCUCCACCCAUCAAGCAGGCAAAUUGCAGGUGAAUGGGUUGUCAUUAGUGUCCAUAAAAUGCUAAAAGGGGAUGGGGUUUAAUCUCUUACCUGAGAAUUCACUUAAGAAAAUAGCAGGGAUGUAGGGUGGGGAGGAACCAUGCAGGAGACAGAUCACUUGAGCAAGAGACCUCAGAUGCAAAAGCUGCUGCAGUUUUCUGCUCUGUAACUCAUGAAUGUAAAUCCUCUUUGCAUAAUGUACAAAAUCACCCACACUUUUAUUAAUAAAGCUCACAAAAGACUGUU
Messenger RNA from Sceloporus undulatus (fence lizard), 4671 nucleotides. It is a transcript of the gene LMOD1, whose product is annotated as leiomodin 1. Gene Ontology annotation, biological process: myofibril assembly; pointed-end actin filament capping; muscle contraction. The record is from RefSeq and is a predicted model, not a curated record. The coding region runs from base 155 to 1972 and encodes 605 amino acids. Gene Ontology annotation, cellular component: striated muscle thin filament; myofibril. The transcript is spliced from 3 exons. Gene Ontology annotation, molecular function: tropomyosin binding; actin binding. Lineage: Eukaryota; Metazoa; Chordata; Lepidosauria; Squamata; Phrynosomatidae.